Molecule: messenger RNA, 1755 nt
Organism: Vigna umbellata (rice bean)
Lineage: Eukaryota; Viridiplantae; Streptophyta; Magnoliopsida; Fabales; Fabaceae
Source: RefSeq, a predicted model, not a curated record
CUAACCAUCUGCCACAUAACCUUUGCCAGAUACUAUUUUCUUCUGUACCCUAAUUUACACCUCCUAUUUAUAGCUCUACUUUCUCUCCUGAUGCAGAGACCCUAUCACCACUUCUUCAAUGAUCUCAUAAUGGAAGCCAUUUCCAACAAAAACCAUGCACUCCUCCCUCACCAAUUCUCUCUCUUCUCAAACCACCUUCUUUCAAAACUCUCUAAUUUUCUUUGGCCCUUCACCUUCUUACUUCAAACAUUCUUACUUGUGCAAAACUCCCGACUUAUGUUUCAUUUUCUGGUACCAUGUUUCCUCUUUCUUUGUUUCCUGCUCAAACACUUCCUCUCAAAGCCCUCUCCCAUUUACCUUGUGGAUUUCUCAUGUCUGAAGCCACCAACCCAUUGCAGGGUGCCUUUUUCAGCAUUUGUUGAAAAUGCUUCCUUGUGGGAAGUUUUUGACAGUGAAAGCAUAGCUUUCAUGGACAAAAUCCUCCAUUCCUCAGGGCAAAGUGAAGAGACUUACCUCCCCCCUGCCUUGCACUACAUUCCUCCUAAGACUCACCACACUGAAUCCAUCAAAGAGGUGCAAAUGGUUCUGUUCCCCAUCGUCGACGAUCUUCUUGCAAAAACCAACGUUUCACCGCUUGAUAUAGACAUACUUAUCAUAAACUGCAGUGGCUUUUGCCCCUCACCUUCUUUAACCUCCGUUGUUAUUGAAAAAUACUCAAUGAGAAGCGACAUCAAGAGCUAUAAUGUCUCUGGCAUGGGGUGCAGUGCGAGUGCCCUUUGUAUUGAUAUGGCACAGAAUCUUCUGAGGGUACACAAGAACUCUAAUGCCCUUGUUCUCAGCACAGAGAUUUUGUCAACAGGAUGGUAUUCAGGCAAUGAAAAGUCCAAGUUGCUGAUCAAUUGCCUCUUUCGGAUGGGAAGUGCAGCAAUCCUUCUCUCAAACAAGAAAGAAGCCAAGAAAACUGCAAAAUACAGGUUGGUCACGACACGCAGAACACAAAGAGCCUUUGAUGACAAAGCUUAUUUCUCUGCCUUUAGGGAAGAAGAUUCUGAAGGAAAACUUGGGGUGACACUGAAGAGGGACUUACUUAAUGUGGCUGGUGAAACUCUGCGUGCAAACAUCUCCAUCUUGGGGUGUGAGAUCCUGCCUCUUUCAGAGAAGUUUCGGUGUGGAGUUUCUUUGAUCAAGAAGAAGUUCAUCAAGUCUGAGGGAACUUACGUGCCAAAUUUUAAGACAGUGAUACAACACUUCUGUUUGCCAUGUUCAGGGAGACCCGUGAUAAGAGAAAUAGGGAAAGGGUUGAAGCUCUCAGAGCGAGACAUUGAACCUGCUUUGAUGACACUGCACAGGUUUGGAAACCAGUCUUCUUCCUCGCUGUGGUAUGAACUAGCUUACUUGGAAGCCAAGGAAAGAGUGCACAAGGGUGACAAGGUUUGGCAGCUUGGAAUGGGAAGUGGACCCAAAUGUAACAGUGUUGUUUUCAAGUGUAUUAGGCCAAUAGUUGGAGAGUACAAGAAGGGACCAUGGGCAGAUUGCAUCCAUGGGUACCCAAUAAUAACCAUGGAUUAAGAAUUCUCAGCCUUUUUUAACUAUGUUAUCUUCUGGAUUUUAAAUGAAUACGGAUGACUGGCGCAUCUUUCUUUACUCAUUAUUAUUUUCUUAGCUUCAAUGAGGACCUUCAAAACUGUUAAUAUAAAGUUUUCAUUGUAUCAGUUCGCAGCGAAACUGCAAAAUUCAAAUAUAUAAUGCAUCAGG